AUGUUCGACGUGAAGACUCCUGCUGGACUUGCAGCUUUCAACGACGCUCUGCACACACAGGCUUUUGCUACAGGAUUUGUUCACUCUGGUGAGGACAGUACGCUGUUCGAAGCCAUCGGGUCGGCUCCAUGCGCGAAAACCUACCCCAAUGUAGCUCGUUGGUACAGAAAUAUCGCGAGUUACGAUAAGAGUGAACGCAGCACUUGCCAUCUGCGGGUUCUGCUGGAGGAGGACUUGGACCUGUUUGGAUCGGACGACGAGGAAGAUUUGAGAAAACAGAAAGUUGUGCAGGAACGACUGAAAGCCUACGCUGAGAAGAAGGCUGCGAAGCCCGGCCCCAUUGCCAAGUCCUCUGUGAUCCUGGAUGUGAAACCCUGGGAUGAUGAGACACGGAGAGAGUGGAUGGAAGAAAUGGAGAAGUUGGUCCGUGGCAUCGAGAUGGAUGGCCUCGUAUGGGGAGGAGCUAAACUGCUUCCGAUCGGAUAUGGUAUCAGAAAGCUUCAGAUCAUUUGUGUGAUCGAAGAUCUUAAAGUCUCAGUAGAUGAUUUGAUCGAGAGGAUUACUGGUGACUUUGAAGACCAUGUCCAGUCUGUCGACAUUGCUGCGUUUAAUAAGAUCUGA
Molecule: messenger RNA, 621 nt
Organism: Cooperia oncophora
Lineage: Eukaryota; Metazoa; Nematoda; Chromadorea; Rhabditida; Trichostrongylidae
Source: the annotation of a GenBank genome assembly